GAGAGAGAGUGAGCAAGACCUGCGAGGAGCGGAACGAACGAAAAAAGGCGAACGACAAAUGUUACUCAUGGCUGGGAUUUUGUUUACGGCGACCUUUGUGCUGCUUGGGAUUUCUACGUUAGUUUCUUCGGCACGGAUUUACCCUCCAAAUGAAGUGACGUUACUGGACUCCAGAUCCGUAGCGGGGGAGUUGGGCUGGGUCGCCAACCCAACAGAAGGAGGGUGGGAGGAGGUGAGCAUCAUGGAUGAGAAGAACAUUCCCAUCAGGACGUACCAGGUGUGUAAUGUCAUGGAACCCAACCAGAACAACUGGCUUAGAACGGACUGGAUCCUCCGAGGUGGCGCCCAGCGUGUCUACAUCGAGAUCAAGUUCACCCUGCGCGACUGUAACAGCCUCCCUGGUGUCAUGGGAACCUGCAAGGAGACCUUCAACCUCUACUACUACGAGUCCAACAACGACAAGGAGCGCUACAUCCGAGAGAACCAGUUUGGAAAGAUCGACACGGUGGCGGCCGACGAGAGCUUCACCCAGGUGGACAUCGGAGACCGCAUCAUGAAGCUGAACACGGAGGUCAGGGACGUCGGAGCCUUGACCCGGAAAGGUUUCUACCUGGCCUUCCAGGACGUGGGAGCCUGCAUCGCCCUGGUGUCUGUCAGGGUGUUCUAUAAGAAGUGUCCCAUGGCCGUGAGGAACCUGGCCCAGUUCCCUGACACCAUCACCGGGGCUGACACCUCCUCACUGGUGGAAGUCCGAGGAUCCUGCGUGCAUAAUUCUGAGGAGCGUGACGUUCCCAAAAUGUACUGCGGGGCGGACGGAGAGUGGCUGGUGCCUAUCGGGAACUGCCUGUGUAACCCGGGAUUCGAGGAGAGGAACGCUAAAUGCCAGGCCUGUAAGAUUGGCUACUACCGUGCCCUGGCCACAGACGGUGCCUGCUCCAAGUGUCCUCUCCACAGCUACUCUGUCAGAGAGGGAUCUACAUCCUGUGCCUGCGACAAGAGCUACUUCCGCUCUGAGACUGACCCUGCAUCCAUGCCCUGCACUAGACCCCCAACGGCCCCGCUCCACCUCAUCUCCAACGUCAAUGAGACAUCGGUCAACUUGGAGUGGAGCGCUCCUCUCUCCUCUGGCGGACGCCAAGACCUCAGCUACAACGUGGUGUGUAAACGCUGUGGGCCCGAGGGGACACGGUGUCAGCCCUGUGGGAACGGGGUCCACUUCAGCCCCCAGCAGCUGAGCCUCAGGGCCACCAAGGUGUCUAUCAAUGACCUGCAGGCUCACACUAACUACACCUUUGAGAUUUGGGCUGUUAACGGGGUCUCCCAGCAGAGCCCUGGACCUGAGCAGGCCGUGUCGGUGACGGUCACUACCAACCAGGCCGCACCGUCUCCCGUCAACUCGAUCCAAGCCAAGGACAUCACCAGACACACCAUCUCCCUGGCCUGGCAGCAGCCUGAGAAAGCCAACGGGGUCAUCCUGGAAUACGAGGUCAAAUACUACGAGAAGGACCAGAAUGAGAGGAGUUAUCGCAUUAUCAAGACGUCGUCCAGGAACACCGACAUCAAGGGCCUGACACCUCUGACCUCCUAUGUGUUCCAUGUGCGCGCUCGCACCGCCGCCGGCUACGGAGAGUUCAGCGCUCCUUUCGAGUUCAUGACCAACUCUGUUCCAGCUCCUAUCACCGGAGAUGGGACUAACUCCACAGUGUUGCUGGUGUCUGUGGUGGGCAGUGUUGUUCUCCUCCUCAUACUCAUCAGUGCCUUCGUCAUCAGCAGGAGAAGGAGUAAGUACAGUAAGGCCAAGCAGGAUGCUGAUGAAGAGAAACACCUUCACCAAGGAGUGAGGAUAUACGUAGACCCCUUCACCUACGAGGACCCCAACCAGGCUGUCCGAGAGUUUGCCAAGGAGAUCGACGCUUCCUGUAUCAAGAUUGAGAAAGUCAUUGGCAUCGGUGAGUUUGGGGAGGUGUGCAGCGGUCGUCUGAAAAUGCCAGGGAAGAGGGAGAUUUGUGUGGCCAUUAAAACCCUGAAGGCGGGAUACACCGACAAGCAGAGGCGGGACUUCCUGUCUGAGGCCAGCAUCAUGGGCCAAUUCGACCAUCCAAACAUCAUUCACCUGGAGGGAGUGGUCACCAAGUGUAAACCAGUGAUGAUUAUCACAGAGUACAUGGAGAAUGGCUCGCUGGAUGCAUUUCUGAGGAAGAAUGACGGGCGUUUCACAGUGAUCCAGCUGGUGGGCAUCUUGCGUGGCAUCGCGUCGGGCAUGAAGUACCUGUCUGACAUGAGCUACGUCCACAGAGACCUGGCCGCACGGAACAUCCUGGUCAACAGCAACCUGGUGUGUAAGGUGUCUGACUUCGGCAUGUCCAGAGUCCUGGAGGACGACCCCGAGCCUGCUUACACCACCAGGGGAGGGAAGAUCCCCAUUCGCUGGACAGCCCCAGAGGCCAUCGCCUACAGAAAGUUCACCUCAGCCAGCGACGUGUGGAGCUACGGCAUUGUCAUGUGGGAAGUGAUGUCAUACGGAGAGCGGCCAUAUUGGGACAUGAGUAACCAGGAUGUGAUCAAGGCCAUAGAUGAGGGGUACAGGCUGCCCCCACCUAUGGACUGCCCCGUGGCAUUGCACCAGCUGAUGCUGGACUGCUGGCAGAGGGAGAGGGGCGAUAGGCCCAAGUUUGGCCAGAUCGUCAACAUGCUGGACAAACUGAUCCGGAACCCCAACAGCCUGAAGAGGACUGGAGGAGAGACCACACGACCCAGCACCACCCUCCUGGAGCCGGUCAGCCCGGAGGUGGCCUCGGCGCUGGGCUCUGUGGAGGACUGGCUGCAGGCCAUCGGUAUGGAGAGAUACCGUGACAACUUCACCGCAGCAGGAUACACCACCCCAGAGGCUGUGGUUCAUAUGACACAGGAGGACAUGGGCCGAAUGGGAAUCUCUUCAGCUGCACACCAGAAUAAGAUCCUGACCAGCGUCCAGGGAAUGCUCUCCCAAAUGCAACAGAUACAAGGCAGAAUGGUUCCGGUCUGAUCCACAAGAAGGAAAUGACUUCAUUUUUUACGAUAAUAAAAAAUGAAAUAUCAAAAGACAAAUGAACGAUAAAAUGGUUUACCUCAUCCAUGCACUUUAAAUUGGAUUUAAAAGAAGAAGAAGAAAAGUGGGAAAAAAUUGCACUUUUUGUCAGACUAUUGAGAACGGGAUCUUUUUAUUUCUGAGGGGCGCUGGGAAUAGGACGGACGGAAAGCUUUUCUGAGAGGCCAACUGGAGUGCCUUCACCGGUCUGGAAGGAAUUCAGAGGGGAUCGCUCCUCUGGGCAGAAGUCAUGUUUCUGGAACGUUCUUUCUGGAAUACCUCCAGAGCAGUAAUUGUGUUAAGUUGUGUAUGUAUGAAUUGUUCUCUGUGACUCGCUGCCAUACCCUCCAUUGUCUUUCUCAGCUGGAUCCGUUCUAACAACAACAUGGGGGAUUCCAACCUCGAGAUAAACACUGAUGUUCUGAAUCUGAGAGGUUAAGGGAGUGAUUCAGGAGGGAGGGGAAGUGGGAUCUGUGUUUUUGCUCUGUUCUGGUCUUGUUUUUCCCAGAUUGGGCUGUUUUGUUGCCCUCAGGACAUUGAGCAUUUUCUCAGAAUGUCUUUGAUCUAAAGAGGUGCAUUGCUACCCCUUGUCCUCCCAAACCAACAUCUCACCUCCUAAAACAUUUCAUUUGGAUCAUCUUCCAUCAGCCCCUCUGGAUUUACAGCCCGCCCCCCUGGGUCUGAUUAUUGCUUUUUGUUUUUUGACAGACAGCUGUUUGGACCAGUUGGAUUCUUACUGUGUAUUUGUUUCCUGAAUGUAAAAAUGAGAGCAAAGGAGUAUGGGAUUUAUUUGAGCACAACUGCGGAGAGAUGGAUAUGUAACAAAAAACAAUGACAACGACAUCAAAAUAAACAAGAGAAUACAUGCUGGACAUUAUUCAAUCAUCAAUCACCACGCUGCCCCCGUCUAUCAUCAACAGGAUUCCUCCCUCUCUCCCCAUGACCAGAAUUCCUCUUCUUCUCCUUGGAGUCUCCUCCAACUCCAAGAUGAGAAAUCCAUCUCUCCAUGUCUGGCACAUCUCGUUGUUCGCCGUCGCUACGUUUUUCAGAACGGACAAACAGACUAGGGCUCCAUGACCACCACCAACAGCUUACAGAAACGAUAGGAAUGAUUCAGCAUCAUUUAAAAAACAUACAAAUAAUGUAAUAUAAACUAGACCCGCCUCCAGCAGAUGAUGUAGUUGUUUUAUGAAUUUUGAAGUUGAUUCUCCUUUGUGUUUUUGGGUAGCAUGUAAAGUGAGUGUAUGGUAACAGCGACCAUGUGGUAGUGUGAUGAGUGUGCACCAUGUGUGUUUGAGUGAAUGUGUGUGUGUGUGUGUGUGUGUGUGUGUGUGUGUGUGUGUGUGUGUGUGUGUGUGUGUGUGUGUGUGUGUGUGUGUGUGUGUGUGUGUGUGUGUGUGUGUGUGUGUGUGUGUGUGUGUGUGUGUGUGUGUGUGUGUGUGUGUGUGUGUGUGUGUGUGUGUGUGUGUGUGUGACUGUCUAUGAUGUCUUCAAAGUACUAUCGAUAGUUGUCUGUUUUUAUGCCAGAUUUGUUUUUGGAAUUUCAUGAAUUACUUAGUAACUAGAAAAACAAUGUAAAGUGUGCCACUACUCGUGAUUUGUCAAUCCUCUUCAGCAACAGCAGUUAAAGAGGUUUGCGGUUUUCAACACACCCUUAACCGCAAUGGCUUUAGUAGUGGGAUCCAGUUGGAUAUAUGGACAAUGGCCUCCUAUACUGACAGAAACACAGAAGGACAGACGGACAGUCAGCGGCAUAGGCUCUCUCAUUAGAAAGUAGAGUGGACUCUCCGAGCUGAAGCAAAGACACUGCGGAACCAUCUUUCUGGAUUUUGAGCAGGGGAUGUUUUAAAAAGACGCACCUACAGUAUAUAGUCAACAAGGACUUGAUGCUGGGAAGGGUGAUAAGGGAUAAUCAUUGGUCUCGUUUCAUUUGUAUUUUUUCAGAUAUGCACCACAUGACAGUCAGGUUUCAUUCAAUGGACUUCUUUUUUUUAUAUACAACUGUUAAUAUCUGAAUGUUUUUCUGAUCAUAUGUGAUGGUUGACAUACUACAGAUUCCUCCGUCCUCCAUACCAGUCCAGCUCAAUGCUCCUCCAUACCAGUCCAGCUCAAUGCUCCUCCAUACCAGUCCAGCUCAAUGCUCCUCCAUACCAGUCCAGCUCAAUGCUCCUCCAUACCAGUCCAGCUCAAUGCUCCUCCAUACCAGUCCAGCUCAAUGCUCCUCCAUACCAGUCCAGCUCAAUGCUCCUCCAUACCAGUCCAGCUCAAUGCUCCUCCAUACCAGCCCAGCUCAAUGCUCCUCCAUACCAGCCAAGCUCAAUGCUCCUCCAUACCAGCCAAGCUCAAUGCUCCUCCAUACCAGCCAAGCUCAAUGCUCCUCCAUACCAGCCCAGCUCAAUGCUCCUCCAUACCAGCCCAGCUCAAUGCUCCUCCAUACCAGCCAAGCUCAAUGCUCCUCCAUACCAGCCAAGCUCAAUGCUCCUCCAUACCAGCCAAGCUCAAUGCUCCUCCAUACCAGCCAAGCUCAAUGCUCCUCCAUACCAGCCCAGCUCAAUGCUCCUCCAUACCAGCCCAGCUCAAUGCUCCUCCAUACCAGCCAAGCUCAAUGCUCCUCCAUACCAGCCAAGCUCAAUGCUCCUCCAUACCAGCCAAGCUCAAUGCUCCUCCAUACCAGCCCAGCUCAAUGCUCCUCCAUACCAGCCAAGCUCAAUGCUCCUCCAUACCAGCCAAGCUCAAUGCUCCUCCAUACCAGCCAAGCUCAAUGCUCCUCCAUACCAGCCCAGCUCAAUGCUCCUCCAUACCAGCCAAGCUCAAUGCUCCUCCAUACCAGCCAAGCUCAAUGCUCCUCCAUACCAGCCAAGCUCAAUGCUCCUCCAUACCAGCCCAGCUCAAUGCUCCUCCAUACCAGCCAAGCUCAAUGCUCCUCCAUACCAGCCAAGCUCAAUGCUCCUCCAUACCAGCCCAGCUCAAUGCUCCUCCAUACCAGCCAAGCUCAAUGCUCCUCCAUACCAGCCAAGCUCAAUGCUCCUCCAUACCAGCCAAGCUCAAUGCUCCUCCAUACCAGCCAAGCUCAAUGCUCCUCCAUACCAGCCCAGCUCAAUGCUCCUCCAUACCAGCCCAGCUCAAUGCUCCUCCAUACCAGCCAAGCUCAAUGCUCCUCCAUACCAGCCCAGCUCAAUGCUCCUCCAUACCAGCCAAGCUCAAUGCUCCUCCAUACCAGCCAAGCUCAAUGCUCCUCCAUACCAGCCAAGCUCAAUGCUCCUCCAUACCAGCCCAGCUCAAUGCUCCUCCAUACCAGCCAAGCUCAAUGCUCCUCCAUACCAGCCAAGCUCAAUGCUCCUCCAUACCAGCCCAGCUCAAUGCUCCUCCAUACCAGCCAAGCUCAAUGCUCCUCCAUACCAGCCCAGCUCAAUGCUCCUCCAUACCAGCCAAGCUCAAUGCUCCUCCAUACCAGCCCAGCUCAAUGCUCCUCCAUACCAGCCCAGCUCAAUGCUCCUCCAUACCAGCCCAGCUCAAUGCUCUUCUCAUUGGUGAAGCUGGGUUUUAAUCCAUCAAGGACCUGUCAUGUGGAAAUAUGCAACAAGUGUGAGGAAAGGGAAACAGAAUGUACUGUAUAAUACUUUUUCAUUUAGUUACUGAUGAAAAAAAUUAACAAAACACAAAUGAAUGUUUGUCAUUGUAUGCCUUCUGAUACCAUAUGAUCCAGCCAUGCACACUAACACUAUCAAUCUCUUUUUUUCAUGCUUUUUUUCUAUUAUUAUUUUUGUUCAUUCAAUUUUUUUUGGUCAAGGACUUUAGGUACAUGUAACUUAUGUCAUUAUUUAUGGUCUUUUAUAUCUAGUUUGUAAAAUUAUAGCAAAAGUGAAGAAAAUGAAGGGUUGUCAUAUGGUGCAUUCUUAUUAAAGUAGAAACCAUCCGACUGUC
Molecule: messenger RNA, 6991 nt
Organism: Oncorhynchus gorbuscha (pink salmon)
Lineage: Eukaryota; Metazoa; Chordata; Actinopteri; Salmoniformes; Salmonidae
Product: ephrin type-A receptor 4-like
Exons: 18
Coding region: 59-3025 (988 amino acids)
Biological process (GO): protein phosphorylation; axon guidance; cell surface receptor protein tyrosine kinase signaling pathway
Cellular component (GO): plasma membrane; neuron projection
Molecular function (GO): protein binding; transmembrane-ephrin receptor activity; ATP binding
Source: RefSeq, a predicted model, not a curated record